Molecule: messenger RNA, 2287 nt
Organism: Micropterus dolomieu (smallmouth bass)
Lineage: Eukaryota; Metazoa; Chordata; Actinopteri; Centrarchiformes; Centrarchidae
Gene: cxxc4
Product: CXXC finger 4
Exons: 4
Coding region: 338-1207 (289 amino acids)
Cellular component (GO): nucleus
Molecular function (GO): methyl-CpG binding; zinc ion binding
Source: RefSeq, a predicted model, not a curated record
ACAGAAGUCCAUACAAGCAGUGACUCCAGAGAAGGGACGGCCCUCCUUGAGUCCCAGACGACAAUCUGGUGCCCUGUGUUCAUGUUCCACCUGUGUCCAGGAACAGCAAGAGCUUUCACGUUAUUGACACCAGAUGAAGAUCAGUUCUGACAACUUGUGAUAGUUCCAUUACAAAACGCAGAGUGUAAACAAUGUGCCAGAGGAUUCUUCAAAUGUUCAGCAGCACUGGAGAAGAUAAACCAGGAUGGUAACACACUGUUCGUAACCAGCUUCAGUUCGAUAAAGGCCACAGCAACCCAACUCUCUUCUCCUGAACACUGACAACCAUUUCCCAGCCAUGUCUAACAUAAACAAUGCUCUUUGCAUUGAAAACGGACAGAACGCAGAUGUGUCUCUCUUACAAAAGGAUAAUCUUCAGGAUGGUGGAUUAAGCCAGCUUUUGGAUUAUAACGCCGAAAUGGAAAGGUACCGGUCUUUUGCAAACUUUUAUAAAACCAAUGGGGCAUUUCCACAGACUGCUAAGAUUGCCCGCAUCACAACACCCAUUUUUCCCAGUGCUAGAAUUGGCAUGUCCCCUUGGAACUGCGAUAACGCCAUGCUCUGGGGAAGGAAAUCAGCAGCAAUAAACCCUAAUAGGACCAGCAUGCAUAGAAAUGACUCCCAGAGGCCGGGGAAGCCUGGCGUACCGCCAGAGACGCUGCAAAUGGCAAAUAAUAAUUUCCUCUCUACCUUAUCCCCUGAACACUGCAGACCUUUAGCAGGAGAAUGCAUGAACAAGCUGAAAUGCGGCGCUGCUGAAGCAGAGAUAAUGAAUCUCCCAGAACGCGUUGGAACUUUUUCCGCUAUCCCGGCUUUAGGGGGCAUCUCAUUACCUCCCGGGGUCAUCGUCAUGACAGCCCUUCACUCCCCCGCAGCCUCAGCAGCCGUUACAGACAGUGCGUUUCAAAUUGCCAAUCUGGCAGACUGCCCACAGAAUAAUUCCUCGGUAUCCAGUGGAAACCCAGCGAAGAAGAAAAGGAAAAGGUGUGGGGUCUGUGCACCCUGCAGGCGGCUAAUCAACUGUGGUGUCUGCAGCAGUUGUCGGAACCGCAAAACAGGCCACCAGAUCUGCAAAUUUAGGAAAUGCGAGGAGCUGAAGAAGAAGCCAGGCUCGUCGCUGGAGAGGACGCCGAUCAACAACGGCGAAGCUUUCCGGUGGUUCUUUUAGAGAGGCGAACCAUGGCCGCCCCAUCCAACAGCAGGAGGGCAGGUGGAACUCUUGACUCUCUGCCAGGAGCACUUGAUGGGUUCACAGAACCCAGCGUGCCCAAUACAUUUGUGGAAGACGAGAGAAGAAAAGUGGACAGACAAAAAGAUAAAUGAAAACAUAAUGGUGUUGUUUUAACUCUGUAAUUUCCUUUUCUGUGUAAUUAUUGUACCUUUUGACAGUAUCAUAAUGUAUAUUUUUGGUGUCUAUGAACGUGUUUUCAGUGUUGUGGCUGUAGGUUUACAGCCAAUCCUAUGUAAAGGACUCAAACAGACAAUCAUACAAUCAUUCUGAAUCCGUCAAACAGAAGAGGCCACAAGGAUUGAUGAUAUAACAAACACAACACACUUUACUCUGGAGCAAUAAUCUAUUCUGUUGAUUAUUCUUCAACCUUUCAUUUCUGUUGACUCUUGAAUUGUUUUCUCAAAAUUAAUCAUCUUCUAGUUUUGUCUAUUAUUUCAUUUGAAAACCAAAUUUUUAAAUGCCACACUAAUAAUAAGACCAUCGCCAGCAGUGUGAUGUGUCUCGUUGAGAACGUUGACUUGAAGGAUGGCAGCAGUGCUUCUGUUUCUGUGUUUUCUCAUUCCAGUGGACUCACUGCAGAACAGGGCACAUUGUCUUGUGUAGUGAGUUGCACUUCUUCAAAAUCGAAUUGGACGUCAUUUGAUUGUGACCACAGUGUUUUGACCUCCUGACUGGAAGUCAUAUUCUCAAAGAUGAUUUAAGUACAUGUUUUUAUCAAAUCCUACAUAGUUCAUCAAACCUUUAUUUCAGUUUGGAUCACUAAUGAUCAUAACUGUCUAAAAGGGAGAGAAAUACCAGUAAAGGAAUUGUGUGUUAUGUUGAAAACAUUAAAAUUUAAAAUGAAUUACAGUACACUAUACAUAUCAGAUGUUGUUCUGGAGCAAAGUGACACUCUGGACUUUUCUCCUGCAGAGUAAACGACAGUCCUUUCUCCUGCAAAGUGACGUUAACACAUUCCAAAAACAUAAUGAUUCAAUAAGUUACUCAUUGUCUUAAACCCUAUUGUUGCAUGUGUAA